GUAGCCUAUCUUUUUCGUUCAUCGUUCAAAUCCGAAAACAGGGAUGGUAUUAAUAACUCUAGGCAAAACUUCAAUCGCGUGAUGAAUUAGAAUUCAAACCGCAAGUCGAGUUAUUAGAAACUAGACUAGAAAUCUCUGAUUUAUAUAUUUAUGUUCGAAUGAAUAAUUUCAUUUCAUUAUCAUUAUCGUUAUUACUUAAUGUUCUGUGAGAAAAUUUUUAGCCAAGAAUCGACGGGCAUUGAACUGAUGUUUUGUUGCAAGCCUAGCCUGUAAUAAUCGGGCGAAAGUUUUCCUCUUCCAGCGCAACAAACAUUGUUUUUUUUUUUUUCUUUUGUCGAGUGGUGCGCUAUCUUGGUUUUGAAAUGAGCGCCAUUGUGGGCGUGGUUUGCCAUCCCUCCCCCAUCCGGCUCACUCGGUUGUGGGAUUUUGUCGGUAGAGUCGACUGUCAUGGCUGCCCCCACAACCUUGACGUCCUUCGUUAGCGUCCUUCAACGUCCUCUUCUUUUCACCUCGUAACCGGUUUCAAUUAAGUUUUACAUCGUGGAAUUCGUGUUGAUAAACAUCGUGACAUUGUGCCCGACGUGAUUGUGCUAUUGAAACGAUCGUUACUUUGUCCAACGGCCAGGUAAUUGGGAUUUUCUCUGACACCAGUCCGCUGGUUCGUUUCCUUUCGUAAGGUCUGUUUUGGUGCGUUCCAAACCGAACGAUACUCGCCUUUAUCAACAACUUUUUCUGCUGCUGGCCAGCGAUAUUUCUCUCUCAUAGCCGAGAGGCACCAGUGUCCACACCCAAAUCCCGUUCGUUGAUUUCUGCCAGAAAAAGCACAGCAGCCAAGUCGUCAAACUGUGUAAAAAAGAAGGAAAUAAAAAUGGAAGAAGAUUGCCGGCCUUUGGGUUCAGAGGGUCACGAUGUCGUCGACGUCGAUGACGACGCCACUUCUGUAACGGACUCUGAGUUGUCGGUAGCUUCGUCGAGUCAUCGCCAUCAGUUGGAUCAUCAGCGGGAAAUUCUGACAUCACCGCCAGAGACGACGACCCACGAAAUCGAUAAGAAACGAACAAAGAAAACGGCCCAAAAAAAGUGCCCGGCAACCAAGAAAAGCCCGUCCAAACCGGCAGCCAAGAAAAAGAAGAAAACGACGACGACGACAAAAACAACUGGCCAAACGGUGACAAGUCACGUCGAUCACGCAGCCGAAACAGCCGGCGAUAGCGGGUCCGAGUCCAGUUGCGGCCUGGAGGCCAGCGUCGAACAGGUGGCGGAUCGUUUCGCCCAGGGCUGCGAAUGUCGCGACGGUGACUCGUGUUUCAGCAACAUCAAUCCCGAAUCGGCUUAUCGACAUCGGCUCAACAUUGCCGAACUGACCCGCAGCGAGCACGACAUGUACCUCAUGGGCGUCACUAUGGCCUCCCUAUCCAAUCCGGAAGAGACGGCCCGACGCACCGAACGGAAACGUUUACACACACAGUAUGUCUUCCAGGGCAAGAAAAUCUGCCUGGAAGCCUUCUUGUACUUGGAGAAUUGCACGCAAUACCAAUUGAAGCGGAUUCGCAAGCACAUCAUGACGCACGGAGUGACGCCUCGCGUGCACGGCAAUCACGGCAAACGGCCGCACAAUCGCUUCUCGCUGGACAUUUAUCAACAGGCCACCGCCUUUCUGCAGAGUUACAUCCAGCGAGCCCAGAACAAACAGUCCGGAAGGAAUAAUCAACCGACCAACAAAACCAAAGGCAAGGAGCGAUCCGCCGCCGUCGUUCUUCCGCCCGACAUCAACUACAAAACGGUUCACUCGGCUUACAAGGAGUACAUGGAACAUUUCGAACCCGGAACCAAAUGGCUGGGAUUCUCGACGUUUCGACACUUUAUGAAGCGGCAAUUUCCGCUGGUCAAGUUCAGCAGUCCGGCGACCAUUCCAUCGGCUUCCGAGCCGCUCCACUCGCCAUCUUACGGCGGGACGUCUUCCGGCGCUUCCAGCGAGCCGAAACACCUGGAACAGCCACCGCCAGUCGUCACCACUGAUCGUGUUGUUGUUGUUGUUGCGGAAGACUCGGCCGUCUGCCAGAAGACAGCGCCAGUGGCGGCGCCUGCGCCAGCUACUCCACCUAGUCCAGCGGAGGAGGAGGAGGAUGUUCCGCUCGAAUGUCGGCCGGCUCCAGUCUGAUCGAUGAAGCUUCGAGAUGGCGCUGCCAUAGACUUUGUGUGUGUUGAUAUCGCUCCCCCCUUCGCUUCUUCUUCUCUAUUGCCGAGUAUGUACUAUACGACAUGCGAUGCGUGUGCUUAUUGCCCGCGUUCCGAAUCUCCUGGCUGCUUUUACGUUUUGCCCACCGCAUUCUGUACACCAUCUUCCUCCGACUCGGAGCUCACAUCUGUCGUUACUCCCUUUGCUCUUUCAUCGAUUGGUUUCGACAGACAACAAAAUUUGAAUUGGUUCAGGAAUUGUCUUAACCGCUCUGCCAUCCUCCUGUGUGCCCGUGAUUGUAUAUAUAACUCUCCUUUAUAAGUGA
Molecule: messenger RNA, 2504 nt
Organism: Daphnia pulex (common water flea)
Lineage: Eukaryota; Metazoa; Arthropoda; Branchiopoda; Diplostraca; Daphniidae
Exons: 3
Coding region: 869-2161 (430 amino acids)
Source: RefSeq, a predicted model, not a curated record